CAAUUGUAAUCAUAAAAGUUACCACAGUACUCGCGCAACCACGGACCUCAGUGCCUCGUUUAAAACCAUUUUUUAUUUAUAAGUUCUAAUUUUACCUUCAUUUAUUUUAUAAAACUCUAGUCAGACUCUUAGAAGAAAUUCCGGUGACCUCUGCAAAAAUUCAUGAGUCACGUCUUAUUCGUGGAUUUUACAUACGGUCAACUUGUUUAUUUUUUAAUACGGUGACAACCGCAUAUACCCAUACAUUCAUAUAUAGGUAUAUAUUUAUAAAAAAACAUGAGCGCUAAAAUAUCAGCAGCGAGACCAUCAGACGCUCAGUCUUCAUUGAGCCCGCGGUCGCCGAUUAUUUCUUCCAGUGAUGUCAGUGGUGGAAUAAACAAGUGCAAAGUAGUUAAUCUGGAAGUUAUUAAAUCCGGUGUAAAACGAUCCGCGGAUUUUGAAAUUGACACACCAAAUUUAUUGCUGACUAUCGGACAAGAUAACCACAAUAAUAAUAUAAAAGAUAGCAUGCCCUCGUUAACCAGAAAUUGUCCAACAAUUCCACGAAUUAAGCGUCUUAAUUUUCAACGAUUUAAAGUUUCUCCACCCUCGAGCCCGGCAAAUUACAAAAAACCAACAAUGUCAACCCUAGUCUACGAGCCAGUUUCACGACCUCGGGACAACCUGAAGCUGGCAUUGAACCGAAGUCUCUCCGAGCCAGGUCCAGGUCCAGCUGAACGGUACCUGCUAACCCCGACUUCGCCGACAUUGUCGACGAUUUCCUCCAGCAGCAGCAACCAGGAUGCCAGUGGUGGCAGCACCAAUAGCAUCGACAUCGGGGACGACAUUCACCGUCUCCACCACCAGUCUUACAAUCUUCAGUUCAACUACCUCCGAAGUGUCUUACCCACCAGCUCGUGUUCAAAGCGGUCCAAACUAGAAGCAGGGAUCGCCUCCUUACCAACGAGUCCUUGCCUCCCUGACGCGGGGAAUCUCCAGAGACAACUGGUGCUCCAGAAGUGCAGGACCAUCGAAUCCAAUGUUCUUGCCAGCAGGAUCAACACCACCACUGACCUGGUGAUUCUCGACUGUCGGCCGUUUACUGUUUACAAUGCUAGCCAUAUUCGCGGCGCGAUUAAUUUAAAUUGCUGCGAUCGCAUCAAUAGAAAGCGACUACUGCAGAAAAAAGUCGCUUUAGCUGAUCUCACUCCUGAGAAAGACGACAAGGAAUUACUCAGGCGGAAAAAUUACCGAGAAGUUGUCAUUUAUGAUGACUGCUCCGAUGGAUUGGAACAUUUGCCAGCGGAACAUCCGCUUUUUUUGGUACUCGCUGCUCUUGUUGAGGAUAAUAUAGAACCUGUGCUUUUACUUGGAGGUCACCGAGAAUUCCAGCGAAGACACCGCGACCUUUGCGAGGACACACUUUUACCGGGGAACUCAAUGUCCCUGCCAUCUGGCUGCCCGAGCCCUGGACCAGGAUGUCCGGUGAUAAUGAGUCCGUGCCCGACGACUCCCCAGCCGGCGGACAUCGACAACCAUCCGGCGUCGCGCGUUCUGCCGUUUCUUUACCUGGGGAACGGCCGCGAUGCCGCGGAUCUCCAGCUUCUUCAAGCUCUGGGGGCUACUCGUGUCCUCAAUGUUACGUCACAGCUACCUGGGUACCAUGAGUCACGUGGCAUCACCUACCUCCAAAUACCCGCCAAUGAUUCUGGGCAUCAGAACUUGAAGCAAUAUUUUGAAGAAGCGUUCAAUUUUAUUGAGGAUGCGAGAAAAGCCGGCUGCAGCGUACUGGUGCAUUGCCAAGCCGGAAUAUCACGUAGCGCGACAAUAGCGAUCGCAUACAUAAUGCGACACAAAGGCCUGGCAAUGAUCGACGCAUACAAACUUGUGAAAAAUGCGCGUCCCAUAAUAAGUCCCAACCUGAACUUUAUGGGCCAGUUGCUGGAGCUCGAGCAAGGACUGAAGGCAGCUAGCGAGUGCGCUCCCGCAGCGCCCUCGGAGGAACAGAACAAACAGGAACCUAACCUGCAGGAGGAGAAGAGUCACUACCAGUGGAGUCAUACCGAACAAGUUACCUCCGGCUGCAGUGUUUAGAUUGUUUAUUUAAUUAAUUAAGUGCGCGUAUCAUGUUAACAUAUCGCAACGUGUCUUUUGUUAUAUUAUUACUAUUAUUGUAAUUAAUUAAUCCGGCCGAUCGGUAAAAGUCUGAUGAUAAAUAUCUAAGAGAUCGCCGGCUGUAAUGAGAUUGUACUUAUAACCUAUAACAGGGAUUUGUGUGGACAUUGUUUUAGGACUGGACGGUUUUAGCUUCUCGUGCAGAUUUAGUUUUUAAUUUUUAUUAAAUUAAUAGAGAACUUGCAUUAAAUUAAUUAAUUAAUUUAAUUUAUUAAUUUAAAUAAUGAAAAUGAUAAUUCAAGUUUUUAUUUCAUAAAAUUGCUUUAUAAAGGGCUAAUUCAUUAGAAAUUAUUAAAAAAAGAGAUUGUCGAAAGAAUUCGACAAAAUGGCGGCUGGAAUUCCCGCGCCACAAAAUGGCGGCUAAUACUAAGCUAAUGCACUUGGAUUUUCCGUACAGCGCCACCUUAAAUAACAACUAAGUGACACACCUAACCUAAUAAAUCACUAUUAGGACAAACAAGCAAUUAUUAUUUAUUAUCUAGUUAUUUUUAAAUUAAUAAUUUAAAUAAAAAUAUGUGAUGAAGGAUUAAUUACUAUAUUUGGUAAAACGGCGGUAUUUUUUUUUUUUUAAACUGCCAACAAAUAUUUUUAAAUUUCGCCGGAAGAUGGCGUUACUAAAUGACGUCACAGCCAUUGAAUAAAGCUUCUAAAGAAGAAAUUGAAAAUAAAAAAAUACAAUAAUUUAAUGCAAGUUCUUUAUUACUCUUAAAAAUUUGUUAUCGAUAUUUAUAAUUAAAUAAAAGGUUCACUUUUUUUCUUUCCACCGAACUUGAAACAUCUUUAAUUCGCUUAAAAUAAAGCUCACGGGAAGACAAUUAAAUCGCGAGAUGGAGGAAAAAAAAAUGGCGAAAGCUCUUCCUUGGACAUUUAUAUUUUAGCACUUCCUAUACAUGUAUAAUUUGUUCCUGUAAUUUUUUUAGCAUUUAAGGGUCAUUAGGAUCCAAGUGAUCUAGUCGUUCGGGACAUUUUGCCGCUUAUUAAUUAAUAAUUAACCGUUUUUUUUUUAAUUAAUAGAGUUCAGUAUUGAUCGGUAGCUUACUUUGAUGGUUAAAUUAACCAUUAAAUUUAUUUUAUUGAUAAUAACAGUGUAAAUAUACCAAAAAUAUCAAAUGCAAGGAAUGAGUCGGUGUAUGAAAGUUAAAGAUGUAUAUUUAUAUUUAAUUAAUAAUGAAUGAGUAUUGAUUAAACAAAUUUAUAUAUAUUAAUUAUUUUUAAGGAAGAAAACAUUAUAAAUGGCCUACAUAACCUCAACUUGACAAUAAACAAAAUAAUUACAUAUCAGUAAUGAAAAAAAGCCUUUUAAAUUACGUAAAAUAUUUAAAUAAAAGGUCAUAUUUUUUAAAUUAGAUUUAUUGUAAAAUAUUUAUGUAAAUAUUUUGAGGUUUCGCGUGCAAAAAAAAAAUAGAAGAAAACAAAAUUGUCGUUUUAAAAGUAUUGUUUAUUUAUAAAUUUAUAUUGUAAUUAAUUUUAAGCGAAUCCCAACGAAUGUUUAUUUUUAGGUUAGCCAUUUUAAUUGAGAGGUUAAGUUUGUAAAUAAUUAUGGGGAAUAAUUUAAAUAAAAAAAAAAAAAAAGAUAACGCGUGAAUUAUAUAUAUUAUUUUUAAGAAAUAAG
Molecule: messenger RNA, 3766 nt
Organism: Cotesia congregata
Lineage: Eukaryota; Metazoa; Arthropoda; Insecta; Hymenoptera; Braconidae
Source: the annotation of a GenBank genome assembly